This is a messenger RNA of Closterium sp. NIES-65, 612 nucleotides long. Lineage: Eukaryota; Viridiplantae; Streptophyta; Zygnematophyceae; Desmidiales; Closteriaceae. The record is from the annotation of a GenBank genome assembly.
AUGACAUCGAGGACGUUCAACAGCACGUGGGCGGCCGAUGUGAUCUCACGGGAUGAGAUAGCGGCGCUGUACUGCCUUCCCUCUCACCACUGCCACCCCUUCCUCUCUCACGUGGUCUCGCAGGAGGAGAUAGCGGUGCUGUACCGGGAGUUCUUCUCGCAGGAGGAGAUAGCGGCGCUGUACCGGCGGUUCUGUGCUUUGGACCGCAACGGCAAGGGGUACGUGAGCGGGGACGAGUUCCUCUCCAUCCCCGAAUUCGCCAUCAACCCCCUCGCGCAUCGGCUACUGGGCAUGCUAGAGGGAGUGAACUUCAAAGACUUUGUCAAGUGGCUCGCUGCCUUCAGCUCCCGCGCCACUGCUGAGGACCGCACCCGCUUGGUGUUUGCCGUGUACGACGUGGAUGGCGACGGCAAGAUAUCCAAGGGCGAUGUGCUCGCCAUGCUGCGGGACCUGUCCGGGAGCUUUCUCUCAGAGGAGCAACGACAGGAGGUGGUGGUGCAGGCGAUGCAGCAGGCGGGGUUCAGCAGCGACUCACUGCUCUCCUUCACUGACGUCUACAAGGUCAUAGGGAAGCAACUGCGGUUGCAACUUGACAUUCCUGUGGACGAAUAG